Oncorhynchus gorbuscha (pink salmon) is the source of this 1488-nucleotide messenger RNA. It is a transcript of the gene rd3, whose product is annotated as retinal degeneration 3, GUCY2D regulator. The transcript is spliced from 3 exons. The record is from RefSeq and is a predicted model, not a curated record. NCBI's taxonomy places the organism in Eukaryota, Metazoa, Chordata, Actinopteri, Salmoniformes, Salmonidae. Bases 212 to 874 code for a protein of 220 amino acids.
GUGUGCUCAAAGACUUCACAAGCAAGACGAGAACUAUCGGAGUCCGUGCGACCGACAGCAACACAUCUUCCAACAACAUCUCUCUCUUCAUCUAUCUUUUGGUCAUCAUAUACAUCAUAUAUUCACUCCCUUGUGAAUUCACUUCUGCUAUAGCUUCCAAGACUGACGAGAGUUCAGCACGAGGCACGAGGGGAACAAGGCGUCGGUGGCGAUGGCCUCGUGGUUCAGUUGGAGCAGCGAGCCGGACUACCGGAGUCCGCGGCGGGACCCGUCUGACGUGGUCAUGGACACCCUGAUGCUGGAGCUCAAUUGGCAGCUGAAGGAGGCCGAGAGGAUGCAGCGUGAGAGGGACAGCGAGUACCGGCGCCUCCAGACUGGUGUGGACUACAGCUGGCUGGUCAACACGCCACGCAACACCUAUGACGUGUCACCUGGUGAGAAGCUGGGCCUGGAGGACCUGUGCUCCAAGGUGCAUCCAUCCUACUGCGGAGCUGUCAUACUGAGGUUCCGCCAGUUGGUGACUGAGAACGAGCCGGAGGUGCAGGAGGUACCUGCCCUUUUCCGCACAGUCGUCCUCGAGGCCUUGGACCGCAUGAGGGAGGAGCAGGAGGCGCAGCGGCUCUCGCGCCAGUGGAACAACAAACGGGCCAUGAGCAUGUCUCUCAUGAACUUCAAAUCACGUGUCAAGAUCAACCCCUUUGGCAGCACCUUGGGCCUGACCUCGACUGGAGGGGGAGGGGAUGGUGUGUGCGAGCUGAAGACAGUGUCAGAAGACGUGGAGAAGGCGCUGGAGGAAAGGGCUGACAGGUCCCAGAGGGUGUGGAGCAUGCCCAAUUUCAGACAUAAAGGGCUGUACACUACCAAGGCCGUCUGAGCUGGGAAUCCACAGGACAGUGUUGUGGUUCAGUGGAGGAUAGAGCAACGCUAGUGAGAGGUAGCCUAUAAUAAACCCAUGGAACCUGCCCAGUCUGCUUUGAACAAGAAUGGGGAGAAAUAGGAGACAUGUCUCUCCCAUCCUCUCCUUCGGCAGUGUGGGGUCAUCCACUAUUGAAAGCUUUUGACUUAUGAAUUUGAUAUGGGGAGCUAUGCUAAGGAUUUUUCACAAUGUUUUGAGAUUUUCAGACACAUUCUUUGCUGUACCUUUAUUGUAGAUUAGAUAGUUUAAGAGAAUUGUGUUGCAUGCACUUACUUUUACUGUGCUUUUUUUUCUUUAUAACAACAUAAUACUCCGGAGCUACAUGUAUUUAAAUUGUAGUUAACCAAUGAGGCUUACACAUGAAACAAUCAACAAGUUCUGUUUUUUUCUCAAGCAUUUUUUUGGCACUGUAAAGGGAAGUGCUGCUUAUCAUGGCUUUUUAGAGACCUUUUUAUAACUUGAAAAAUCAACAGUAAACUGACUGCUCUAUUGGAGUGGUUACCAUGACAUUGUAGAUUAUAUCAAUCUUCGUUCUAACUCUUUACAGUUGGAAUACAGUGCAUCUUGAUCUC